Molecule: messenger RNA, 3105 nt
Organism: Pogona vitticeps (central bearded dragon)
Lineage: Eukaryota; Metazoa; Chordata; Lepidosauria; Squamata; Agamidae
Product: crk-like protein
Biological process (GO): positive regulation of ERK1 and ERK2 cascade; enzyme-linked receptor protein signaling pathway; cell migration
Cellular component (GO): cytoplasm
Molecular function (GO): signaling adaptor activity; receptor tyrosine kinase binding
Source: RefSeq, a predicted model, not a curated record
UUUUUGCCAAGCCUCAAGAUGGCUCCCUCCACCCGCCCGUGAUUUAAAAAGAGGAGGGGGUGCGUCAUUUUCCCAGCAACCCUUCCUAGAGCUGCAAUCAAGAUUGCGGGCAAUGAUUUGAGCCGAGGGGGAGGGGAGAGGAGGCGAGGCUGCGAGCCAGGACUCGGGGUUCGACUGGGUUGGAGCGGGGAAGGGGAGCUCGGACGCCUGGGUCCUCUAGGGAGGGGACCGGGGUUUUUAAUAGGUUGCGGUAAGGGAGCUAGAAACCGGGAUUCCGUAGGAGGAGGAGGAGGAGAGCCGGGAGGGAAGGGAAGACAUGUGCAGCCUAGGGAGAAGGGGCUUUAUUGUGGUGCUGUCGCCGCGUGACAUGUUGAAGAGCAUUUGUAGGGUGCAGAGCUGAUUUGGGAAAUCUUUUUUGGGGAGGGGGGAGCAGGCUUUCGAGAGCGCGGCUUUGAAGAGCGAAGGGGCUGCAAUGCAGUGCUGGGGGGAUUCUCCCAAAGACUCCUGGGGAAUAGGAAACGUGAUGGGGGCGAGGGAUGGCAUCCUUGCAGGGCUGUGGUAACCCAGUUCUCCUGACGGGGUGGGAGGAAGGAAGGUUUGGGAGGCUGGCUGUGUUAAUCUGGGGGUGGGGGCCCUCUCCAUUUUGGGAGAUUUGCUACUUCUGGGGUGUGUGUGUUUAGUAUUACUCUGCAGCCCUGGGGCCAGUUGGAGAGGAAGGCUAGUACCUUUCCGGUGAACACCAGGCUUUGAGGGAAUGUUCUGAAUUAGUUUUGGGGAAGCUGUCUCGAAUUGGGGUGCUGUAAUUUUUCGUGACAAAUAUGUUGAGGGGAUAGGGCUAACGCUAAUGACUGAGUGGAGGUGUGGAAAAUCCCCUAUUUCCAGGUUAUAUUUGACAUUGGAAUGGAGAUACUUUUGUAUGAGAGGAUUCUAAUUCUGUAGAAUAUAUCAUUUUCAUUUGGUAGUUAUGCGCUAUGCCUUCUUUGUCUGGGAAAGACUGAGCCUUAGAAAAUGCUGGUGCCUCCAAACUUGAUUUUAAAACAAAAACAUGCUUCUAUGUUUCUGAGGUGCUGAUGAUGCUAAACAAGCUUUAGUGAUGCAGUCAUAUCAAACAUAUUAAACUGGGGGGGGGGCACGUUGAACUAAGUAUUUUACCUUGCCGGACAUACCCCUUUAAAUUUUGUAGGGAUGUUUUGACACCAGAGUACUUAAAGGGUUCCAGAAGUACUCCCUUGUAAAAAUACCACUGUCUCAAUUAUAUUGUGUAUUGAUAGUUGUUUGGUAGACUCUGGUUUUGUUUAUGUAUUUAAUUUCUAGUAGGAUAGCUUAUUAGGUGAAAAGUGAGAUGUAAUUGUUGAAAGUGUGCCCCCUCCCACAUUAGAUUGGUGUUCCAUGACUCUUCACCAUUAAUGCUAAGAAUCUGAUUAUAGAAGUUUUGUUUGCAUUCCUGAGAAACUCAUUUCAUUUUAAAAAAAUAGACUGCUGUGUAAUGUGUGUAUGGUAUUCUUAAGGAAUGUCAAAUUUGGAUGAAUUAAGGAUGUAAGUCAAUUUGUAGUGGAAGGACAUAAGAAAAGCAAACUUAUUCAUUUGUUGAUCAGGGUGUAUUUGAAGGUCAUUCACAAACUUGAGGAAGCAAAAGUUGCUCAAUGAGAUUACAGUCUAGCUAUUUAUUAGGAUAACUUUCCUACAGCAAAGUUCUCAAACUGUAAGCAACUGUAAUCUGUGGUCUUUGAAGUAAUAUUCAGUAAGGGGAGAGUGGGGUUACCCAACCUCCGAUGCUACCCCAAGCCAUGUCGGCUUUUGGGGAUGCUCAUGAGUGGUAUAUGGGGGCUCUGAGCCGGCAAGAAGCCGCUGCCUGCCUCCAGGGCCACCGACAUGGAACCUUUCUGGUACGGGAUAGCACCACAUGCCCAGGUGACUACGUGCUCUCCGUCAGCGAGAACUCCAAGGUAUCUCACUACAUCAUCAACAGCCUCCCUGGGCGCUUACGGAUCGGGGAGCAUGAAUUUGAUGGCUUCCCUGCUCUGCUAGACUUCUACCGCCUCCAUUACCUGGACACCACCACCCUGGUGGCCCCUGUGGGCCGGGUGGUGGCCCCUGCGUCUGCCCAGCCCCCUCCUGCUGGUGAAUGGGUCCGUGCCCUCUAUGACUUUGUGGGCCGCGAUCAAGAGGACCUCCCUUUCAGCAAAGGGGAACCCCUGAGGGUGUUGGCAAAACCUGAAGAGCAGUGGUGGACAGCGCAGCGGGCGGAUGGGCGUGUGGGUAUGAUACCUGUACCCUACGUCCAGCCCUGUCCCUAUGCUCAUCCCAGCAGCCACGGUGCCCCCCGGCAUGCUCCAGUAAUAGCAAGAGCAGUACAGCGCAGAGUGCCUGGGGCGAGUGACAAGACCGCACUGGCCUUUGAGGUGGGUGAUCUCAUUGCAGUCACCAAGAUGAACGUCAAUGGCCAAUGGGAAGGUGAGCUGAAUGGGCGCCGUGGCCAUUUCCCCUUCACCCACGUCAAGGUCCUCGACCCUGAAGAAGCUAGCUGAGCAUCUGGUGUAACCUUUGGACUUGGACUUUCCCCAAAGGGGUCAUGACCCCUGAACUCUUCUGACCUGUGACCUUCUGGCUGUCUUGAGCACUGUAUUUCCUGAUAUUGAACCUUACGUUUUGACCUACCUGGUGGGUGUUAUUGAUCAUCCAGUUCACUGAUAUUUACUUCCUUGGAGAUGGACCUUUUAAGCCAACUUGAACUUUUAUUGGACACUGAACGCUGCUCCUUGACUUAACUGUUCUUAUAUGCUGUGGUAGUCGACUCUAUCAACUUUGACCCUUUGUGGGAUUUGUUCAUAUUGGCUUCCUGAAAACAAUGUUCCUUAUGGCCUUCUGGUCUUCAACUUUGAGUAUGUGCCCUUGAAUCUUGCUAUUCUGCAUCCUGUGAUCUGUGAACCCAGAAGUUCUUGAGCUUUGAUUGACCCGCCUUAGUCUUUGUGUAUUUUUCAUGGGGGUGGGAGCAGUGCUUGGCUUUGAAUGGAUGACAGGAAUCAUGCCACCCCAUAAUAGGAAUCCCAAUCCACUUGUUGUCUGUUCCAAACCUCCUUGUUAAUUAAAGUUUCUUGCUGGUUA